Molecule: messenger RNA, 2181 nt
Organism: Aureobasidium subglaciale EXF-2481
Lineage: Eukaryota; Fungi; Ascomycota; Dothideomycetes; Dothideales; Saccotheciaceae
Exons: 2
Coding region: 1-2181 (726 amino acids)
Biological process (GO): DNA-templated transcription; positive regulation of transcription from RNA polymerase II promoter by galactose
Cellular component (GO): nucleus
Molecular function (GO): DNA-binding transcription factor activity, RNA polymerase II-specific; RNA polymerase II cis-regulatory region sequence-specific DNA binding; zinc ion binding
Source: RefSeq, a predicted model, not a curated record
AUGCCCCAUACAGUCAUGUUACCUGCCCCAGUUGAUACACCCCACAACUCCGGGUCUCCAGAGCGUCGACUACUACCUCGCAUACGACAGAAACGAGCUCAGGUAGCCAGGGCUUGUGACGAGUGCCGCGCACAUCGGACAAAAUGCGACAACAAUCGACCCUGUUCCAACUGCAACGACAAGGGAAGACGAUGCAGUAAUAGUGAUACGAGGAAAGUUUUGACUCUCUCACAAGCCUAUAGAAAGAUCGAGGAUCUACGGCAGAAGGUCCAAGACUUAGAAUCCAGGCUUGAGCGGGACCCGGAGAAUCGAGUGACUACACAGUAUACUCCUGACCUACUCAGCCGGUCUGAACGCUCAGAUUCUCAGUCUGAAAAUCACACUUCAGAACAGGGAGCAUCUAAAAUCAAACCUUGGGCCGGCAUCAAGCUCCGGCCCGUACGCUCGCCGCAUGAGACUUGGUUCGGGCCGUCGUCAUUGUACCACUUCAUGAAGCGCCUCAGUACUUUCUUGACCUCUUCUCUUCAGGAAAUUUAUACAGCGGACAGCAUGCUUCUCAACUCUGAAAGUAGCAGGAAUUUUCCCGGUGCACCGGAUUUUUUAGAAGGGUCGAGCACUUACGUCACGUCAACGCCAUGGCUUCCACUACCAGAGGGCCUGGCCAAAGAUCUAACACCCAUGCAGGAGGAAUACUUCACGAGCCUCUUCUGGCAAUCUUUUCACACAGCUUCGUCGGCAAUCAUCGAUGAGGCAGAGUUUAAAGAACACCAUCAAUCACUAUGGAUAGGCUCUGGUAACGUACGCAAAUCUUCGGCGCUGGUGGAUAUUGUUCUUGCAAUGUGUAUGCAAUACGGCAUUUCAACACUGCCAACCAAUCAACAGGGAGAGAUCGCAGAUAACCAUGAUGCUACCAUCGCCGGACGAUGGCAUUAUCGACGUUGUCAGAGCCUGCUGACACAUGAGAUGGAAAGUCCCACCAUAUCAACAUUACAAUGUCACCUUCUAUGCGCUCUAUACCUCUGUGGGGGCUCUUUCCAUAACAUGGUUGAUAGCUGUAUUGGUCUAGCCGUACGCACGGCCUAUAUGCUUGGCUUGCACCUCGACCCUCCCAAGACCAUGCCGCUACGCGAGCAAGAGAAACGCCGACGCUUGUGGUGGGCUGUAUAUGUGUUUGACAGCAAGAUCAACAUGAAGCUCGGAAGGCCAUUUCUUCUUCGCGAUUUCCACGUUAUGCCCCAAAUACCCAGCGAUGACCUCGAAACCGCGAUGAUCUCGGGGUCGAGUUUUGCUCCGUUGGGAGACAAUGCCACUUGGCUCAGCUUCAAUCUCCAAAAUAUCAAGCUUUUCACGGCCGUCCGAGCCGCACACACGGCUCUCUACAAUGCUGACCUCAAACUCUCUGAAGGGGAGACGAUAUGGGAUUACCCGCAAAUCUUGGAAGAAUCUGCAAAUCUCAUGCGCCCUCAUAUCAAACUCUUAGAUAAUUGGACAAACGAAGUACCCUCUGGCUUGAAGACGCAGCGCCAGAAUGGCAGCAGACCACUUUCCACGGAUGCCUCAGUCCUCGAAAUCGAAGCUUUCGCACCAAUGUGGGUGCAGCGUCAACGUUUGCUCUUGGAACUGAUGUACCACAACCUCAGUAUCAGUCUCUACCGUUCAUUCAUACCUCUUGUCUCUAACCCAGCUUCGGGGCCCAUCACGGGGGAGAUCGCCGUCCGAUGCGCCGAACACGCUAUAGCGUUUACGAAUAUUCUUCACCAAGUGCUCAGUUCGACUUCAAUCCUGGAUGGCUGGCACGAGGUAUUUCACUGGCAGUGGAACGCGGCAAUGACACUCAUAGGUUUCAUCAUCACCUAUCCUAAUAGUCCAUCAACUACCGCAGCUCGAGGCGCACUCGAAGUUUCCAUAGCCGUCUUCUCCAUUUACGGUAAAAGCCUUUCGAUCGCGAACAGUGCUGGAGAUAUCGUCCGGAACCUCUGCGCGAGGAUCGGCAAAAUUAGCCUGCAAUAUGCUGGCGUGCAGAACGCAACUUUCGAUGGCUCUUUCAUGGGGACAGGGCCAUUGGCACCCGACAACCAGAAUAUCGAUUGGUCGUUCUACGAUAUGAGUGUGCCUGCUUGGGAGAAUCUUUUUGACGUCGCGCUCGAUAUUGAUUUCUGGGGUGAUAUGAGUACGCUGUAG